AUGGAGAGAAGAUUAGAAAAGUUUAGGAUCAGCCAGAAAGAGAAACUGUCCAGUAAUAAUUCUACACAGUCACCAUUGAAGACGGCCAUCGUGAUCCAGGACGACUCCCCCCACGCAGCGCCUCCGCCCCAGAUCCGCAUUCUGAAGAGGCCCUCCAGUAACGGGUUGCCCCAGGGCCAGAACCGUCCCGCGCCACAGGUCAAGUCCCUGGCCCAGCGGGAGGAGGCAUACGCGGAGGCCAGGAAGAGAAUACUAGGCAGCGCCAGCCGUGAAGAGUGGCCUCAGGAAAAGCUGAAUGCAGACGGGUAAAUAAAUACCUUAUGCAGGCUGUUACCAGUUGACAGUGCAGGGCGAAAUGGUGUCCACUGCACAGCUGCCAUGAUACAAUUGUUAAUCUCAAGUAUAGGCCUACUGUAUGUGUGUAUACAUGUGGCUGUUCGGAUCGGACAUCAAUCUCUGAUUCUGUAAACUUGAGUAAACAAAGUCUGGGUAUCUUGUCAUUUAUCUGCUACAUAUAUUUUGGAAGCCCAACUUUGACUAAAGCAAUAUUUUUGUAGAUGAUCACAUAAUUUAUACUGUACAUAAGCACCACUGUUUUUGGUCUUCUCCGUACCUCCAGACCAGGGCUUACAAAUUCCACCACACCCCCAGAGGACCAAUCAAAAAAAUCAUGCUGUCUGCCAACCAGCAUGCCUAGAUGGCACACAAACCUUUCACCAAAACAGAUAAGUGGAAUAGGGGCCAUCCUGACAUGGGGAGAGUAA
Molecule: messenger RNA, 764 nt
Organism: Salvelinus namaycush (lake trout)
Lineage: Eukaryota; Metazoa; Chordata; Actinopteri; Salmoniformes; Salmonidae
Gene: szrd1
Product: SUZ RNA binding domain containing 1
Exons: 2
Coding region: 1-309 (102 amino acids)
Source: RefSeq, a predicted model, not a curated record